AUGGAGCCGGACGUCAGCAUCGAAACCAGUUCCAUGAUCCGGAUAGCCGUUCUCCCAAUUGGAACUAUCCAUCCAAACCUCUUCCGAAACUACGUUGCAAUGCUUGGCCGUCACCACAAGAUGGAACUCUCAGCGAUCAGUUCUUUCUACUCCCAACGCCAUAAAUCACCGUUCUCUCAACAGCCUUGGAAUUCCGGUAACCUCCGGUUUAAAUACGUGAUCGGCGGAUCGCCUCCGAGUCCGUGGGAGGAUUUCCAAUCGUACCGGAAAAUUCUUGGUGUUAUUGGAAUCUGUCAUUGUCCCUCUUGUCCUGAUCUGGACAGUGUAGUCGGCCAAUUCGUUGCGGCAUGUAAAGGAUACCCUUCUUCCCUUGUUCAACGAUGUUUCGCCUUUUCUCCUGGAGAUUCUCAGCUAGAAGAUGAAAGUAAGAAAAGAAAUAAGUUGGUGUUGUUUCCUCCUGCCGAUCAGCGAACUCAGGAAUUUCACUUGCAAACAAUGAUGCAAGAUAUUGCUGCUUCCCUUCUAAUGGAAUUUGAGAAGUGGGUCCUUGAAGCCGAAUCCGGUGGAACCCUUCUGAAGACACCUUUAGAUUCUCAAGCUAGUCUUAGCGCAGAGGAGGCGAUCAAAGCCAAAAAGAGGAGACAUGCCCGGGCCCAAAAGACCAUAGGGGAUUACUGUUUACUGGCUGGAUCACCUAUUGAYGCCAAUGCCCAUUAUUCUACUGCUCUAGAACUUGCCAGGAUGACUGGAGAUUAUUUCUGGUAUGCUGGGGCAUUGGAAGGUGGUGUCUGUGCCUUUCUGAUGAGUAAAGCAGGGGAGAAGGAUCCAACUUUAGUGGAUGAGGUCAAAUAUCGCUACAAUGGUGUCAUCAUGCAUUAUAGGAAGUCAUUUAUACAAGAAAAUGCUCAGAGGGUUUCGCCUCUCAGCUUUGAACUUGAAGCUACUUUGAAAUUGGCAAGAUUUCUUAACAGACCAUUGCUAGUUAAGGAGGUAGUGGAGCUGUUGACUACUGCCUCAGAUGGAGCUAGAUCUUUGAUUGAUGCAAGUGAUAAACUGAUACUGUACGUUGAGGUAGCUCGUCUAUUUGGAACUCUUGGUUACCAUAGAAAAGCUGCCUUUUUCUCCAGGCAGGUGGCUCAGAUAUAUCUGCAACAAGAAAACAAUUUGGCUGCUUCUAGUGCCUUGCAAGUAUUGGCAUUGACUACAAAAGCUUAUCGUGUCCAAAGUAGAGCUGCCACUGCCAACCACAAUGUUUCCAAUGAAACUGGUCAAUAUGUUACUGAUUCUGGGAAGAUGCAUCAUCACUUCUUGGUAUCUCUAUUCGAGUCCCAGUGGAGCACAUUGCAGAUGGUUGUAUUAAAGGAGAUACUUCUCUCUGCUGUUCGUGCUGGAGAUCCUCUUGCUGCAUGGAGUGCAGCUGCUCGUCUAAUAAGAUCUUACUAUCCUUUAAUCACACCUCCUGGCCAAAAUGGACUUGCAAGUGCCCUUACCAAUUCAGCCGAGCGGCUUCCUUCUGGAACUCAUUGUCCUGAUCCUGCCUUGCCUUUCAUAAGGUUGCAUUCAUUUCCUCUCCAUUCCUCACAAACAGAUAUUAUAAAACGAAAUCCUAAAAGAGAGGAUUGGUGGGCAGGGUCAGCUCCUUCUGGGCCUUUUAUUUAUACACCAUUUAGUAAAAGAGAUUCUGCCGGCAGCAGUAAGCACAGCCUGAUUUGGAUUAUCGGGGAGCCAGUCCAGGUGUUGGUGGAAUUAGCAAACCCUUGCGGCUUUGACUUGAUAGUUAAUAGUAUUUAUCUGUCGGUGCAUUCUGGAAAUUUUGAUGCAUUUCCUGUCAGCGUCACCCUUCCCUCUAAUUCUUCCAAAGUGCUUAGUCUAUCAGGGGUUCCAACAAAGGAAGGGGCAGUAAGUAUACCUGGAUGCAUUGUCCGUUGUUUUGGUGUACUUACUGAGCAUUUCUUCAAAGAUGUUGACAAUUUGCUCCUUGGAGCAGCACAAGGACUAGUUCUUUCUGAUCCUUUUCGUUGCUGUGGGUCUGGAAAGCUGAAAAAUAUCACUGUUCCUAACAUUAUAGUGGUACCUCGACUGCCGUUGUUAGUUUCACACGUCGUAGGUGGUGAUAGUGCUAUAAUAUUAUACGAAGGUGAGAUUCGUGAUCUCUGGAUUAGUUUGGCUAAUGCUGGUACAGUUCCAGUUGAGCAGGCACAUAUCUCCUUAUCAGGGAAAAAUCAAGAUUCUGUUGUAUCAAUUGGCUAUGAAAUUUUAAAAUCCGCACUACCAUUAAAACCUGGUGCUGAAGUGAUUAUACCAGUGACCUUGAAAGCAUGGCAACUUGGUUUGGAUCCUGAUACUGCUAAUAAGAGCACAGCUUUUAAUGUACCGAGGCAAGCCAAGGAUGGAAGCAGCCCCAUGUUGGUAAUCCAUUAUGCAGGGCCUAUUGGAAACAAUGGAGAGCCACCAGCAAGUGAUGGUGUGGUGCCGCCUGGUCGCCGCCUCGUCACUCCCCUAAACAUCUGUGUUUUGCAGGGGCUGUCUUUCAUGAAAGCUCGAUUGCUGUCAAUGGAAAUCCCCGCUCAUGUUGGAGAUGUUCCUGAAAAUGUAUUAGAUAGUGGUUCCACUGAUUCCUCAAAACAAGCAGAUAGAUUGGUGAAAAUGGAUCCCUUCAGGGGAAGCUGGGGCUUAAGAUUUCUUGAAUUUGAGUUAUAUAAUCCUACUGAUGUUGUAUUUGAGGUCAGUGUCUCCGUCCAUCUGGAGAGUACAAGUACCGACAACUCUUCCGAAUUCACUUAUCCUAAAACAAGAAUAGACAGAGAUUACAGUUCAAGAGUACUUAUACCAUUAGAACAUUUUAAGUUACCAGUUCUUGAUGGUUCUGUUCUCAUUAAUGAUUCACGAUCAAAUGGAGGUGUGAACACGAAAGCUGAACUUAAUGCUUCUAUCAAGGAUCUGAUUUCAAAGAUUAAGGUGAGGUGGCAGUCAGGCCGGAACAGCUCAGGAGAAUUGCAUAUCAAAGAUGCCACACAAGCAGCCCUUCGAACAUCAAUAAUGGACGUUUUGUUACCAGAUCCUUUGACCUUUGGUUUUAGGCUUGCUAAAACUCGAGAUUCACCAAAAGGUUCUUCUCCUUCAGUGAAAGGUUCAGUUGUGGCAAAUGACAUGACUCCCAUGGAAGUUUUGGUUCGAAAUAACACCAAGGAUUCUAUCAAGAUGAGUCUUAGCAUUACAUGCCGAGAUGUAGCAGGUGAAAACUGCAUUGAAGGCAACAGUCCUACAGUACUAUGGGCCGGUACUUUGAUCGGUGUGAAGGUGGACAUUCCUCCACUCGAGGAAAUUAAACAUUCUUUCUCUCUUUAUUUCUUCAUUCCGGGUGAGUACACAUUGUUGGCUGCUGCGGUAAUAGAUGAGCCUAAUGACAUUCUGAGGGCUCGUGCACGUUCUGUUUCACAUGAUGAGCCAAUCGUCUGUCGGGGACCACCUUAUCAUGUUCGAGUAAAUGGUACCCUGUAAAGUCUUUUUAUGUCCAUAAUUCCACGACUACAUGCAUACGUACUAUAUAUCAUUCAUGUUCCAAUAUUUUGGUUGCACAUAAUCUUAAGAUCACCAUAGUCAGUCACAGUCACAGGGGUGGCCA
Messenger RNA from Cynara cardunculus var. scolymus (artichoke), 3625 nucleotides. RefSeq names its product trafficking protein particle complex II-specific subunit 120 homolog. Bases 1 to 3501 code for a protein of 1166 amino acids. The record is from RefSeq and is a predicted model, not a curated record. Lineage: Eukaryota; Viridiplantae; Streptophyta; Magnoliopsida; Asterales; Asteraceae. Gene Ontology annotation, cellular component: trans-Golgi network. The transcript is spliced from 10 exons.